Messenger RNA from Durusdinium trenchii, 366 nucleotides. Lineage: Eukaryota; Dinophyceae; Suessiales; Symbiodiniaceae. The record is from the annotation of a GenBank genome assembly.
AUGGCUUCGGACGAGUAUGCUGAGCUCUUUGCGGAAGAUCCAGAGGCAUUCUUACAGGUUCCAUUGCCGCCGAACUUGCCUCGGCUAUUAGAUGAUGCUGAACGUGCGCGAAAGGCAGAUGUGAAGACAGAGCUCAAAGACUUCUGUCCUGUGGCCUUGGUCGAAACUGGAGAGCUUGUGAAGGCAGCCAUGAAGUUCAUGCGUCAGCCGAUGCGCUACCGAACCGCCAAGCUUCCGCCCAAGCUGCCACCGGAGGCGUGUGUUUUGGGUCAUUCCUUUUGGUUGGAGAACACAAGAUUCCGGGAGGUUUUUGUUUUAACAUCGCAUGCCAGAUGGGCAUGCCUCCCAGCCGAUGGGAAGAUAUGA